Molecule: messenger RNA, 3870 nt
Organism: Lycium barbarum (goji berry)
Lineage: Eukaryota; Viridiplantae; Streptophyta; Magnoliopsida; Solanales; Solanaceae
Exons: 24
Coding region: 164-3379 (1071 amino acids)
Biological process (GO): carbohydrate metabolic process
Molecular function (GO): hydrolase activity, hydrolyzing O-glycosyl compounds; carbohydrate binding
Source: RefSeq, a predicted model, not a curated record
UCCAAAAAUGUACUCACAUCUUUCCACUUUCUCAAACUCAAUAAUUGGACUAUGUUCUGUUUUUAUGAACAUCAUAUUCUGUCAACAAGUCACACAUUAUUUCUGAUCUUUUUCACCAGUGUCCUCUAGAUAUGGCUAACUCAUACUGACAUAGAACCCAUAUAUGGACAAAGUACAAUUUCCAAAUAGCAUUAUUAUAUCACCAAAGUGUCACAUUUUUGGUCACUCCACUACUACUUGCUUUGACAAUGUUAGGGUUUCAAAUGGGUCAUUGAAGAAACCGAAGUUCUUGCAUUGUAUUAGCCUGCUUAGUUCUGCAAGUACAGCUUGCUUUCAUUGUUUGAUCAGAGGGAAGAGCGUUAAUAAGAGGUCUACUGGUGCAAGUUUUGUUGUGUCGAAGAUGGCUGGAAUUGACGGUAGCACUGCAACUUCAGAUGCCAGAACCGGGAACAUGAUUUUCGAACCUAUUUUGGAGGACGGAGUCGUUCGUUUUGAUUGCUCUGCAGAUGAUAGAAAUGCAGCAUUUCCGAGUUUUUCCUUUGUUGAUCCAAAAGUUAGGGAGACACCAAUAAUGUCUAUCCAUAAAGUUCCUUCAUAUAUUCCUACUUUUGAAUGUGUCAUGGGACAACAAAUUGUUAAAAUUGAGCUUCCACCAGGUACCUCAUUCUAUGGAACUGGGGAGGUUAGUGGUCAGCUCGAGAGAACAGGGAAAAGGAUUUUGACAUGGAAUACUGAUGCAUGGGGUUAUGGUCCUGGAACGACCUCCUUGUAUCAAUCACACCCAUGGGUGCUUGCUGUUCUUCCCGGUGGAGAGACACUUGGAGUUCUGGCAGAUACACAAAAUCGCUGUGAGAUUGACUUGCGACAAGAAUCCAGUAUAAAAUUUAUCAGUCGACAAUCCUAUUCUGUUAUUACAUUUGGCCCAUUUCCUUCACCAACUGAUGUUCUCGUGUCUCUCUCUCAUGCAAUCGGAACUGUGUUUAUGCCUCCAAAGUGGUCCUUGGGUUAUCACCAAUGCCGAUGGAGCUAUGUGCCUGAUGCUCGUGUUCGAGAGAUUGCAAGGACGUUUCGGGAGAAGAAGAUUCCUUGUGAUGUCAUAUGGAUAGACAUAGACUAUAUGAACGGUUUUCGAUGUUUUACUUUUGAAAAGGAGCGUUUUCCAGAUCCAAAGUCCCUUGUGGAAGAACUUCAUCAAUCAGGUUUCAAAGCAAUCUGGAUGCUUGAUCCUGGGAUUAAGUCUGAAAAGGGAUACUUUGUUUAUGAUAGUGGUUCUGAAGCAGAUGUAUGGGUUCAAACAGCAGAUGGCAGGCCUUAUAUUGGUGACGUGUGGCCUGGGCCUUGUGUGUUUCCGGAUUUCACUCAAUCGAAAGCCCGAUCAUGGUGGGCUAACCUAGUUAAAGAUUUCAUUUCCAAUGGUGUGGAUGGUAUAUGGAAUGACAUGAAUGAACCGGCUAUUUUUAAGACAGUAACGAAGACGAUGCCGGAGAGCAAUAUUCACAGGGGAGAUGCUGAAUUUGGAGGUUCCCAGAAUCAUUCGUACUAUCACAAUGUUUAUGGCAUGCUCAUGGCAAGAUCAACCUAUGAAGGAAUGAAGCUAGCUAAUGGAAAUAAACGCCCUUUUGUUCUCACACGGGCUGGGUUUGUGGGUAGCCAGAGGUAUGCUGCUACAUGGACAGGGGAUAACCUUUCUACAUGGGAGCACUUGCAGAUGAGUAUCCCGAUGGUUCUUCAACUGGGGCUCAGUGGUCAACCACUUACAGGACCAGAUAUAGGUGGCUUUGCUGGAAAUGCAACUCCUCGGAUGUUUGGGAGGUGGAUGGGUGUUGGUUCCCUAUUUCCCUUUUGUCGUGCACAUUCGGAGGCUGACACAAAUGAUCACGAGCCUUGGUCAUUUGGGGAAGAGUGCGAGGAAGUUUGUCGCUUGGCAUUGGAGCGUCGCUACCGUCUUUUACCACACAUUUACACGCUCUUUUACUUGGCACACACGAGGGGUACUCCGGUUGCUGCUCCUAUCUUUUUUGCUGAUCCAAAAGACCCUGAGUUAAGGAAAUAUGAGAACUCAUUUUUGCUGGGACCAAUUCUCAUAUAUGCAAGCACUCAGCGUGAUGAGGAAUUGGGUACAGUUCAUCACAAACUACCAAGAGGCAUUUGGUUGAGUUUUGAUUUUGAUGAUUCACAUCCGGAUUUACCUGCACUAUAUUUGCGUGGUGGAUCAAUCAUCCCUGUCGGUCCGCUUUAUCAGCAUGUGGGUCAAGCUAAUCCUAGUGAUGAUUUGACAUUACUCAUCGCCUUGGAUGAAAAUGGUAAAGCUGAAGGUCUUCUUUUUGAAGAUGAUGGUGAUGGAUAUGAAUAUAGACAAGCUGGAUACCUUUUGACAACAUAUGUCGCUGAGCUUCAGGCUUCUGUUGUUACUGUGCAAAUCUCCAAAAUAGAAGGAAAAUGGAGAAGGCCAAACCGCCGGUUGCAUGUUAGGGUAUUGCUUGGUAAAGGUGCUAUGCUUGAUGCUUGGGGUUCUGAUGGAGAGAUUAUACAAUUAGCAAUGCCAUCAGAAACUGAUGUAUCAAAUUUGGUAUCUGCAAGUGAAGAGAAGUACAGAAAUUGUCUGGAAAGUGCGAAACGUAUACCAGACGUGGAGACUGUCUCUGGACACAAAGGAGUAGAACUUUCAAGGACCCCAGUUGUUCUGAAGAGUGGUGAUUGGGAGCUGAAAGUGGUUCCUUGGAUAGGUGGUAGAAUCCUUUCUAUGGACCAUAUUUCUUCAGGGACUCAAUGGCUUCAUAGCCGGGUGGAAAUAAAUGGGUAUGAAGAAUAUAGUGGCCGUGAUUACAGAUCAGCCGGAUGUACUGAAGAGUAUUCAGUUGUUGAACGAGAUCUGGAACAGGAAGGAGAGUCAGAGUCUCUUAAGCUGGAAGGUGAUAUAGGUGGAGGAUUAGUUAUGGAACGAUACAUAUCUUUGCCAAAAGACAACUCCAAGGUUUUCCGCAUUGAUUCUGGAAUUGUAGCUCGCGCAGUUGGUGCUGGAUCUGGAGGAUAUUCAAGGCUUGUCUGCUUGCGUGUGCAUCCAAUGUUCACGUUGUUGCACCCAACGGAAUCAUAUGUGUCCUUUACCUCCAUCAAUGGAUCUAAACAUGAACUUUGGCCAGAAUCUGAAGAACAAGUGUUCGAAGGAGAUCUUCUCCCAAAGGGUGAAUGGAUGCUUGUUGAUAGAUGUCUUGGUCUUGGAUUAGUCAAUCGGUUCAACAUUGAUCAAGUAUACAAAUGUAUGGUGCAUUGGGGUACAGGAACAGUGAAUUUAGAGCUCUGGUCUGAAGAGAGGCCCGUCUCAAAGGAAUCACCUCUUAAAAUAUCUCACGAGUACGAAGUGCAAAAGAUAGCCUAAACUCUCACCUGCAUUGAUUCGCUUAUCAGACACAUGGCCGAGUAAUUCAAUGUGCAUUUUCUGGGCUUGAAGAACAGUUGACAUUUUCACUAGCUAUGUAGAUUGUGUAAAGACAAUAAAAAUGAUGACUUGACGUCAUCCUCACCUACCUCCGGCUUAUUAUUGGAAGUCUAUUCAGGGUUUCAAACUCAGUGAUGUAACUAAACACGACUAAAUAGAGUUUUCCGAGAAAACCUUUCUAGUCGGGGAAGACCUCCUAGGAAUAAGAGACAGAAGAUUGCCAAAGGAGGACGUUGUGUAUGGUCCUGGUCUGUUAUUAGUUUGGGUAUGUAGACCAAACAAUUACAUUAACGCAAGCCUUCUGCUAUAGUUGAUAAUUUCACUGGCUAUGCAGGUGGCAUAAAGACGAUAAAAGCCUCCUGCUACAGUUGAUAUUUUCACUAGUUACUUAGAUGUCAUAAUCACAAUUAAAAGCCUCCUAGUUUGUAAUC